GAAAUGAAGGCAAGACUAGAAAGCAAUAUAGUGCGGGAUUGAUUCUGUGGGCGGAGGUAAGCUAUGACAAGUGCUUAUCAGCCAGAGAAGUAGGACGAGUUACACUGGGCUGUUGUCAUUUGCAGAGAGAGUACAGCACUCGCUGCUUUUGUUCAGGCUUUCCCCCCUGCGCUGCUACUUAACAAUGGUUUCUAUAAUUUCUGAUCUGGAUCCUCUGAAAGGCUGGAAAGUAUUAAGACAGAACCCCACUGAGCUGUCUGGAGCCAUUCAAAGUAACGGCACUCCUAGCAAGAUGAAUGGCGCACUAGAGCACUCUGAUCAGCCAGACCCUGAUGCCAUUAAGAUGUUUGUCGGACAGAUCCCCCGGUCGUGGUCAGAAAAGGAACUAAAGGAGCUGUUUGAACCAUAUGGGGCAGUCUACCAGAUUAAUAUCCUACGGGAUCGCAGUCAGAAUCCACCUCAAAGUAAAGGCUGUUGUUUUGUAACGUUUUAUACAAGAAAAGCUGCGCUUGAGGCUCAGAAUGCACUGCAUAAUAUUAAAACAUUACCUGGGAUGCAUCAUCCCAUUCAAAUGAAACCUGCAGACAGUGAAAAAUCAAAUGCGGUGGAAGACAGAAAAUUGUUUAUAGGAAUGGUUUCAAAGAAAUGUAAUGAAAAUGAUAUCAGGGUGAUGUUUUCCUCAUUUGGUCAAAUUGAGGAAUGCAGAAUUCUGCGAGGACCUGAUGGGCUCAGCCGGGGCUGUGCGUUUGUCACGUUUUCUACAAGGGCAAUGGCACAGAAUGCAAUCAAAGCCAUGCACCAGUCUCAGACCAUGGAGGGAUGUUCUUCUCCAAUUGUGGUGAAAUUUGCUGACACUCAGAAAGAUAAGGAGCAAAGACGCCUACAGCAACAGUUGGCACAACAGAUGCAACAACUCAAUACUGCCACUUGGGGAAACCUCACUGGACUUGCAGGGCUCACGCCUCAGUACCUGGCACUCUUACAGCAAGCAACCUCUUCUAGUAAUUUGGGAGCAUUUAGUGGCAUUCAGCAAAUGGCAGGUAUGAAUGCCUUGCAGUUACAGAACCUGGCAACUUUAGCAGCUGCAGCUGCAGCAGCACAGAACUCUGCUGCAACGUCAAAUGCAAACCCACUUUCAACAACCACUAGUGCCCUUGGAGCACUUACAAGUCCAGUAGCUGGUACAACUGCAAACUCCACAGCUGGCGCUGCCAUGAACUCCCUUACUUCUUUGGGAACACUGCAAGGGUUGGCUGGAGCAACUGUGGGAUUAAAUAAUAUUAAUGCACUAGCAGGUACCGUUAACAUUGCUCAAAUGCUCUCAGGUAUGGCGGCCCUGAAUGGAGGACUGGGUGCAACAGGGUUGACAAAUGGGACAGCAGGCACCAUGGACGCCCUGAGCCAGGCCUACUCAGGAAUUCAACAGUAUGCUGCAGCAGCCCUUCCUACCUUGUACAGUCAAAGCCUGCUUCAGCAACAAAGUGCCGCUGGCAGCCAGAAAGAGGGCCCAGAAGGUGCAAAUCUGUUUAUUUACCACCUUCCCCAAGAAUUUGGAGACCAAGACAUUUUACAGAUGUUCAUGCCUUUUGGAAAUGUUGUUUCUGCUAAAGUCUUCAUUGACAAACAGACCAAUCUGAGCAAGUGCUUUGGUUUUGUUAGCUACGACAAUCCAGUCUCUGCACAGGCAGCCAUUCAGGCGAUGAACGGCUUCCAGAUCGGCAUGAAGCGUUUGAAGGUUCAGCUAAAACGCUCCAAGAAUGACAGCAAACCUUACUGAUCUUAGCACUAGAUGUUUACCGCUCUUUUGUUAGCUUUGAUAGGACAUCUUCAUGCCCGUUAGUUCAUCGUUUGCCUAGCAUGUCCCUGUGGCGUCAAAAAAAACAAAAAGUUUCAUCGUCCCGUCAUUGUUUCUGAUGUCUUUCUGACCUCACAUCAUAACUUGGUCCUCCUACUGACCUUUGACCUAGUUUGACCUAUGAAUUUGCAUGUGACCUCAUCUAGCUAUGAAUAUUGGGAAGUCAUUGUGAAAGCAUAGCUGCAUUCAUACAAGACUGAAACUUAAAUGAAACAAAAAAUAGAAAAAAAAAAAAAAACCUGUGGCAAAAUGUUUUUAUUUUCUUUUUCAUUAAUGCAAACUUGAAAGUAUUUUACAGGGAUUGGCAUUCUGCCUGGUUGCUGGUACUAAUAGCAAUAUGUGUCCAGGAGCACGGAAUGUCGGUUUCUAAGUUAAACAGACUACUUCCGAACAGUUUGAAAAAACUGUCUGAUAAAUAUAGAAUCUCUCUUAGAGCUCUGUAAUAGUUUUUACAUUUUUCAGGCAGUGUAAAGUUUUUUGAUAAGGCCAUUUUAAGUGGCUCACUUUCUCAUUAAAUCUAUAUAUAGAACCACUUUUUCUAGAAUAGUUUAAGGAAAAAAAGAUUUGCCCUGUUUUGGGGGAAAAUGCUACCUACUUGUGUCACCUUUUGCUGAACUGAUUCACAGUUAGACAAUCCGUGGUUAAAUGCACAUGAAAUGACCUAUAUUUUAUACUGUUUAAAUGUAUAGAGAAAAAAGUAACCGUAAACCGUGUUAACGUUGGUGCUCGUUGUGGAUUAAGUUGUGGUAUCAUCACGAGUCUUAAGGUCUUAAAUGUUUCAUGUUUUUAAAGACAAGAUUAAAGAUCGGUUUACUUGAACAAUAGAAGCCUUUAUUUUUUUUUUUUUUUUUUUUUUGUUUUUUUUCAUUUUUGUUUUUUUUUGUUUUUUUUGUAUUACUAAACAAGUCCUAUUUGCUAAAUUUUGUGGGGAAAAUAUUCCAGUUUUUGUGUUUGCUUGUGAAGCAUUGAUGUCAUUUUUUUUUCUAUUGUGGAAAACGAUAUAGAUGUGUUUUAUUGUUCAGCAAAAUGUGAUUUUUUUUUUCUUUUGAAGAAAACUAAUCAAUGGAAUUUAGUGCCAAAUUCCAAAGGUACUUCCUGCCUAGAGCUUAAAUGUGUUUCUUGUGAAAAGUUAUUUGAUAACAUGGGUAUUUUAUUACUUACGUGUUUUGUAUGAAUCCCUCAUAUUUAAGAAAAUAUAUAGAUUUAAAAAAAGUUUGUUAACUUGCUAUUCUGUGGUCUUGUUGCCUGAAAUUGUUAAUGUUUGUUAUUUCCCUUUUUGCUUUUUGUAAGAUGUAAAAGUGCCCAUGUUUCACUUUUUUAACAUCUCUCAUCAGUGCUGUGAAAGCAAACCUCACAAUUUAUUUUUUAUUUAUAAUGUUCAAAAUGCCCUCUAAAGGUGAGAGUCUCUGCUGCCUCAUAUUAUUUUAAAGUCUUUUGAGAAGGAAUUGUUCUUUGUAUUUGUACUGAUACUCUGUCUAAAGAAUUUCAUGUUUUUCUGUCUAGACAGUCCUAAGUCUAUACACCCCACAUUUAAAUUUGAGCGUUAUCCCAACCCUUCCAAAAAACUUAUUGUUUGCUUUUAAUCUCUUCCUUUAGCCCAUUAAAAUCCCUCCUAUACACAUUACCAUUUUGAAACAAGAAAGUGCUGCAAUAUAAAAAAAUUCAUCCAUAAUUACAAUUUAAAAAAUACCAUAUACCCUGUCUGACUUGAAGCUGAAUUGUGUAUACUCUCCCUUGAUAACAGCUGCUUUUUAAGUCAAACAAUAGGGUAGGGUAAGCAGUAUUUUUUUUUUUCUCAUUAAAUGUGAGUAUAAGCCUUUUGACUGUAAAAAAACAACGGUGUCAGUGUAGCUGUGAGAAUUACUUCAGCUUAAUUACCUUUCCUUUUGUCUAGGACUUAAGGGAGAUAUUAAUAUCUGAUUAUGUUCUUCAUGGACAUAUUCAGCAUUUAUGAAAUGUGCAAGACAUAUGAAGCCUUGUUCACAGUUUAGAAUUAGUCUAAUUGGCGCAAUUAAAAACAAGUUAAGCAGCAAUUUAAGAACAGUAAAGAUCGUCAUUAUUUGUGAAUAUUGACUUUCAAAAAAAUACAUGUUUCUGUGCAAAACAAAGUUUACCCAAAGAAGAUAGGGUAAGACCUAAUUGCACAACCUUCUUAAGUGCUGCUGGUUGCCCUUCUUUAUCACAUUACAUUUCAUCUUUAAAUUUUCUAAUGAAACCCUUUGAGCAAAGUAUCAGUAAAUCCUAAAACAGGCUUGCAUGAGUCUGUAUUGUUUUAUGUGUGUGUACUUUGGCAAGGUUUGAUGUACAGUAAUGUGCAGCAAUAGUUGGUAUGAAGCAAGGGAAGAUAAAAUAAGUUUUUUGUUUUUUUUUUGUUUUUUAUUUUAACACUUGCUUAGCCAAAGGCACCUUCUACAGGAAUUCUUCUGCUGUCUAGAUGUGUAGAGUACAUAGUGCGUGCAAAAUGUGUUACUCUUUCAGAAAAGUGCCAUAUACAGUACACAUUACUGAGAGUUUGCAGAACUGCCAACACCAUGACCAUCAAACCUUGUAGUAAUUAAAAAAAAAAAAAAACUUAUUAAGCAGAUAACUAGCUUGGACUUGGUUUUUCUUUAUAUGAUUGUUACUGUAAUAAAUUUUACAGAUGAGUCUUUAUUGGGGUGGGGGUGACAAGACGAAGUUUGACUUGCUGACCUACAAUCUCUUUCCAUUCUCCUUUGAGGACUGCUUUUGUACUCAUACCAGCUUUCUGCAAAAUGUUAGUGUUAUUCCAAAGAGCAGUAGCAUCUAAAAUGCCUCCCUGAACUCUUCAUGGCAAUUACACAGUAUGCAAGAAACAAAUUUUACUGUCAAGUAUUGAAAGUAUUUUUGUACUUCAUGCACAGUGUACUGUAUGUGUUAAACAGAAUUGUUUAUCAUUCCAAAAUAAUUGAUUUUCCCAUGUGCUCCAGUGCUUUGUAUAAAUAUCUAUAUUUAAUUUUUCACAUGUCUAGCACUUAUCACUCAUUCAAGUUCCUUUCCCUAUAUCCUACCUACUCUGAUGUCCUUCCAUUCGGUGUAGUCCUCCUCAUGAUGGAGGAGAAGGAUGAGAACGCUUCCAGUAUUCAUUGACCUGUGAUUCUUGCUCCCCAAUCUUACUGGGGCUACAUGUUGCUUUUGCAUCAUGAUAUUUUUUUGUCUCACCUGUCGUUGCCUUUUCAAAGAGCAGGAAUAAUAGGCCAGCUAGGAGCCAUGUCAGUGUUGGUGGUGCCUCCUUCAUAUCGUGGUUUAAAUAAAGUUUAUGUAUGUACUAAAAUGUAUUUACUGUAUGUGUGACACUGCCAUUGAUUUUUUUCCUGAAUUAAUACAGUUCCAAGUAGUCUACAAAGGAAGGCACUGGUAUAUUUAACCAGCUGGCAUGCUAUUUUGUUUAUGAGAAAGCACAACGCCUUUAAUCUAUCGAGAGAUUUAGAGUUUAGUAAGCACAGUUGAUUCAAGAAUGCCAAGCUCAAGUCUCCUUGAAUCUUUGAAAAUAUUUAUUUUGUAGAUAGUUUUACAUACUGUAAAGCACAAUAAUUAUGGAGUCCUCAAAGGAAUAUUAAAGAGAUUUCUCACCUUAGGGUUUACAGCUCCUGGUUUCUUCUAUUCAGAUCAUUUCACUGUUCUGUUAAGGGUUUUGUUUGUUUGUUUUUUUGUUUUUGUUUUAUUUUUAAAUCUAUCUGAAGUGCUUUUUAACAACAAAACUGUAGUUUCAUUGCAUUUUUGGCUAAUGUCAGAUGGAAAAAAUGUAUUUGUGUUUUUUUUUCUGUGUUGUAAACGCUGUUGUCUGUAGAUUAAUAUAAUUUUGUUUAGGAUUAUAAGAAUUUUAAUAGUUUUAAGUAUUGUCUUGAGAAAAGCCAAAGUUAAUGCAUUUCAGUGGAAACUGUAAGAACGUUUUCAGUGUGGUUUCUGUUUUUAAAAUGCAUUGGAUUCUGUUAAUUGAUGGAUUUUAAGUCAAACAAAGCGGGCUUUCCUAUUUCUACAACUGAUUGUACUUAUGCAUUUUGUACCAGUGGAACUUUUUAUACUGGAGAUUAAAGGAAAAAAAAUAUUGGAAAUUUCUGUGGCUUACUGUUGUGGGCCAAAUUGUGACUGAUUCCGAGUUUGAUUUCUGUUUGGAUGGAGGAAAAUUGGGUUUCGUUUUUUAAAACUUUUUUAGAAGAACUUUGGCUUGCUUUGUUUUUGUUUCUUUUUUUUUUUUUGUUCUCUUUUUGUUUUCCCGUUUUUCUUCAACAUACUAAUAGAAGUUUGUCUAAAACAAAAAAAUUCAAAGCGGUAAGUUUCACUUUUAUUAUGUGUUGUGCAGCUACAUUAUAAGGUAAUUAGGAUUAGACGUAUUUAGUCACCUUCAGUGGAUAAAUGUAUUAGUUUAACAACAGAAAUAAUUAGGGGUUUGCUUUUAGCUGUUUAGAACAAAAGUUUUUUCUGAUUCUCCUGUCUUCAUUGUGAACAUAACCGUGUAGUUGAAACAGUCAGACUUAUUUUUGUAACGUAUGUUAUUGUGUGAUGCAGUUUUUUGCUCCUGUCUCCAAUAUUAAAUCAUUUUUCCUAAUA
Erpetoichthys calabaricus (reedfish) is the source of this 6424-nucleotide messenger RNA. It is a transcript of the gene celf2, whose product is annotated as cugbp, Elav-like family member 2. Gene Ontology annotation, cellular component: cytoplasm; nucleus; ribonucleoprotein complex. Gene Ontology annotation, biological process: regulation of alternative mRNA splicing, via spliceosome; mRNA splice site recognition. Bases 185 to 1777 code for a protein of 530 amino acids. Gene Ontology annotation, molecular function: mRNA 3'-UTR binding. NCBI's taxonomy places the organism in Eukaryota, Metazoa, Chordata, Cladistia, Polypteriformes, Polypteridae. The transcript has 15 exons. The record is from RefSeq and is a predicted model, not a curated record.